CUUCCACGGUGUACUGUGAUCAUGAUGUGUACGGAUGACUAGUUCGUGGAGCAUUUAAAAGAACAGCUGUAGGGGAAAAACCGUCCAUGCAGAUCCCUGUACAAAGCCAGCGCAUAGCCAGAGUGACUGUGUGUACGCUGCUGAAAUAAUGCAGACAGGAAACGGCUACUGUUUGAAUAAUCUCACACAACGCAGAUGUGAGUUGUUGUCGGCAGUGUGAACACAUGUGACGGAGCCUCAUCGGGGAUAGCCAGUUUAUUUGUGUGUGCGAACAGGAACUACAAGGUCUAGUGUGUACUUUGUCGUAAGCCCCACCAUGCAGACACACUGGAUGCCUGUAAUGAACACAUUAUGAUCGUGUUCGGAGGAUUUUGUUGAUAACUUUUACCAUUAUGCACUAAGCCGUCAGUUCCUGCUCAACCUGAACUUUCUAAGCCAAAGUUCUUUCAAUGCUUCAAGUGGUUUCAUUGUAUGGAGGCGCUAACGUAACCAACACUUCUCAUCAUAGCAGCCUUAUCUUAGCUUCUUCUAACCCAGAGCUGAAACUAUCAGUACUAAAGAAACCGCUCGUCGACUGUACCAAGACAAAUUUCUACUUUUAAAACUAUUAAAGUGAAAACCCUAGCCUGGUUCUCCUCUCAGCAUCUUAUGAACUAAUCCAACCAUCAUGAGGAUUCACAAGCAAAGGAUACUGCGCUACCUCAUCUUUAUAUUUCUGCUGUUUUUCUUCGGGACAUUACUGAUCAGACGAGGAACGGAGGACUUUAAUGAUGAGAGUCACCCAGGAGACAGCGUCAGGGAGAGGAAAGGACACGGAGAAAGCCUCGGGGAGGCUGAAGUUUUACAAAAAGACAGUUUAUUACCAAAGGUUAACCAGCAGCAAGAAAAGCAAGAAAGUCCAGCCGUGGGUGGCAGACAAUUUCAGAAAUUUGUCGUCGGCGAACAAUCAUUGAAAAAGAAAGAUUGGCACAACUACGAGAGACUUGAUGCAGAGAAACUAAGAAUAGGUCCAGGAGAGCACGGCAAGGGAGUAGUAAUGACACCAGACUUGAAGAGAACACAGAAAGCCGACACAGCGGCCAAUGGAUUCAAUGAGAGGGUCAGCGAUAUGAUUUCAUUGGACCGAUCCCUGAAAGACAUCAGAAACCCAAGGUGUAAAGAGAUUCAAUAUCUGGAGAAGUUGCCCAAUGCAAGCGUCGUGAUUCCAUUUCACAACGAGGCCUUGUCCACACUGAAGCGUACUGUACACAGCGUCUUCAACCAAUCACCUCCUGAGCUGAUACACGAGAUCAUCUUAGUGGAUGACUACAGCGAUAGAGCUUACCUCAAGGAACCAUUAGAAGACUACAUGAAGCAAUUCUCCAAAGUCAAAAUUCUACGAAUGCCAAAACGAGAGGGUUUAAUACGAACCCGACUCUAUGGUGGUGAGCGUGCAACCGGAGAAGUUUUAAUCUACCUGGAUUCUCAUUGCGAAGCAAACAUUAACUGGUUACCUCCCUUAUUAGAGCGGAUUGCCCUUAACCGCAAGUGCAUCGCCUGUCCCAUGAUUGACGUCAUCGGCAAUGAGGACUUCCACUAUGAGUCACAGGCAGGUGAUGUCAUGAGGGGAGCCUUUGAUUGGGAGCUGUACUAUAAAAGGAUACCCAUCAAUGCUGAGGAGAUGAAACGCAGACAGUUUGCCACCGAUCCUGUCAGGUCACCGAUCAUGGCCGGCGGUCUGUUCGCCAUCGAUCGCAAGUAUUUCUUUGACGAGCUGGGAGGGUACGACGAGGGCCUGGAGGUGUGGGGCGGGGAGCAGUACGAUCUCUCCUUCAAGGUCUGGAUGUGUGGUGGACUGAUGGAGGAGGUGCCUUGCUCUCGAGUCGGUCAUGUCUACCGCAAGUUUAUGUCGUACACAGUGCCUGGUGGCGGGGGUGUCAUACAUAAGAAUCUGAUGCGAGUUGUCGAAGUCUGGUUCGACGACUGGAAGAAAUACUUUUAUCAACACAAGCCCCACCUGAAGGGUCUUGACUUUGGAGACAUCAGCAAGCAGCUGGCCCGUAAAGAGCGUCUACAGUGUAAAAACUUUACUUAUUUUAUGACGGAGGUCGCUCCGGACAUCCUACAGUACUACCCACCUGUGGAGCCUGAUCCUGGAGCCGUGGGAGCUGUAAAACAUGAAGCGAGUGGCCUGUGCUUAACGUUUAGUCGAGGUCGAAAAUUAGAAAUAGUCGCUGAUACUUGUUCAGUUCAUAAACAAAAUAAAAAAGGAGAUCAGUACUUUUCCUUGACGUGGCAUGAGGACUUUCGACCUGGGGCGAGUGAGAAGCAAUGUGUGGAUUACCCCAGUAGGGAUCCCGGUGGGGAACCUAUAUUAUACCCCUGCCAUGGGGGGAAGGGGAACCAACUCUGGGUAUAUCACGAGGAAUACAAGCUCUUGUACCAUCCCAGCUCGUCACUGUGCCUUACCAUCCUAACCUCUGUUGAAAAAACCCAAAGGAAGAGCCUCUCUAUGGCGUCUUGCUCCACGUCAAACAGCGCCCUCCGGUGGCAGUUUGAUAAGACCUUCCCCAAGGUUCUACAAAAGUUUUCUAAGCAGUAUAAAUUGUCUUUACAUUGAUGGUAGACAACAAAAAUUUGCCUUUAUUUAUUGCUGUCAAGUGUUUCUCCCAAGUGCAUUAUUCAGUUUUUUACUAAAACAUAAUCCUAAUCUUCAGAAAUGUCGUCUUUGUAAGUUCUUUCUUAUUAACGAAGAAUUUAAUAAAUUUUUUAAAGAAUUUUUUAUUCAUGAAUGAUUAUGCUUAAAAAUGUAAGUGUUUGACAAGAAAUGUGCCAACACUGUCACUAUCAAAGGCUCUAGAUAUAAGGGUGUUUGAGCCUUGAACUUUGCUCUUAAAGGGGUACAGCAAUUUUCCUUAGGAAAAUUUCAAUUUGUAUUGCAACUUUGCAAAGACACCUCAGUUAAAUCCCAGGGGCACCACAGCAAUUGCUUUGGGCGCCGUGGGUUAUUUCGAGGUCUUGGUGUUUAUUGUGUUCUAGAUGAAAGUAUUGGUUUAGGGUGACUUCAUCACCUAGGGAUGAAAUGUCAUGAUGCUGCGUGGUACCGACAGACCGUGUAACCUAUGACAUCAUUUUUAUGUUUAGAAUAGAUCUACGGACAGUGCCGAAACUAGGUUGAAAAUUUAUGGGUGGUUUAUGGUGGCGCACUUCUGGCUAAUUAAAACUAGUUUUUGUUUGUAUUUUUUCUAAACGAGCCCCUUUUUCAGCAUUCUCAUAAUUUCAUUUCAUAUUUUUUUGUAAGAAAAAAAAGUACAUUGUCUGCAAGCAAAUGGAAAAAUAGUUUUAAAACCUUGAAAAUACUACGAAUUUUUUCAUACUAAGUAACCUUUUAAUCCAGUAUUCUUUUAAUCUAUAGAGUCCAUGUUUCAAAUGGAGGCACCUGGGGUGGGGAAGACAUCAACGGUGCCCCCUGUGCCCUCUUAGUUGCGGCACUUACCACAUAGCAUGACACUCAUAACAGGCAUGAUUUAUGCGUAGCCCAUUUCGAAGAAUGCAUCAUCCCUGUGAUUUUUAUAGAUUGAUAUGAACGAACAGGGGGUGAAUCUCAUAAAUUUUUUCAGCAGCUAUUUUUUUACAGUUUUUGAUUUUGUGUGAUAAUUCAACUAGUAAAGUGUCUUGCCCGCAAGGAAAUACCCUGGGUUGUUCAGCAAGGUAAUAAGGUCUCUAUUUAGCCAUGCAGUCAUACAGCCAUGCAGUCAUGAAACAGUGACACUGAGUCAUUCUGUUUGGUGACAUACAUGUACAACUCAAAAUUUUUACACUGUCUAUUGGUUGUAAAUGUUUCAGCAUUCACUUUAAUUUGAAUUAUUACAGUUUUUGGUUCUUUCAGGUUUUUGUUAGUUUUUAAAUUAUGUUAUCUAUACAAAAUGCCAAAAGGAGUAGCAAUUAAAUUUCCAAGUGCCAACAAGAGUUUUCUUUUCUUGUGGACAACUUGGGGAUUUUAAGCUAAACUUCUUAGUUCAAGAACAGCUGUGACUUUUUUUAAGCCUUGAAUUUUGAAAAGUGAAAAGGGAAAGAUUUUAUGAAGACUUGUGACUUAAGAAUGACUCAGACCUCUUACUGAAGGUCUGUUUCCUUUCCUUGUUUUCCCAUUCCCCCCGUUUUUUAAGAGAGGAAAAAAUUCCUACCCAGGGGCGUAAACUAUGGCAUUUGCUCCAGGAAGGUUUACGGAAGCAAAUUUAAGCCAUUUGUGAGUAAGAUUUGAAUAAUGUCGCAUCCGAAGAAUGAAGCAAUAACAGUUAAGUGACCCCAUACUCUGCUGAUCAGAAACACCAGAGCAUUAGUCCAAUGGGCUUGACUGUUCGGCCACGACACAGCGACUGCCAUUUCCUUUGAUGGGGCACAUAUAAGUCAGUUUUCAGACUUGCUGACUACAAAUGCUCGUCGAAAGACUGUCUUGCCAAGCAAGCAUUCCUACUGUAUUCUACAAUGUCAAAGCAACAAAUAUUCUUGUAAUUGAAAAUGCUUAAAAGACACACAGCGAAAAUGUUAAUAUUUAAUUUGCCAACUGAGGCUCCAAACGGUGACUGGGACAAACUAUUGGGGGUGUUGAACCUAUCUAGGACCUACUGUUCCCAGUCACUACGCUCUUGGCUUUACCUAAACAAAACAACUCAAAACAAAGUCCCCGAUUGGGUAGUAAAAUACAAAGUCUUUUCAUCAACUGUGAAUCAAUUAUUAAGUGCAAUUUACAAAAUCAACUCAUUUAUUUGUUAAUAUUCAGCGGGGAGCAGCUUUAACGAUUAACAAGGCCAUUUUGAUGGUUGGUCUUUUCUAGAAAAAUAACUAUAUAUAAGAAAUCUAUAUUUUAUUCAUAUCCAUUUAUAAAAAAAAAAAAACUUCACGGUAAUUGACUAAUAUAAUAGUUUAGCAAGAUUAAAACACUGAUGUUAGAGCAUCAACGUCUUAAAUGUAAAAGGGACAUUGAUGAUUUCUUGAUCUUAUCGUUCUUUCUUGAUGUUUAUUCCGUUUCUGAAAAUCGAUUCAAAUAAAGAGCUUGUAUUUUUUGUUUUUGAAUUUGAUAACUUUCUAUUGUAACAACAGCUGAUUUAAAAAAACAACUAUAAGUUUAAAUCAACAACAAUAGAGAGUUGUGGGGUUUUGAUGAAUUCUUUCAAAUAUUUUGUGCAAAAUUUACUUGUCGUUGGUGGUUGAUUGUAUUAUUUAAGGUUUUGUUGUUGGAAUUUUUCAGCAAAUGAGGGGGCCAAUUCACAUUUAAGCAAUUUUGUUUCUUUAGUUGAAACCGUCAUUCAUUUUCAUUGUGAGACAAGCAGAUUUUUAAACUGAACUCAAUAGUGUUGUUUUUUUAACAGUGCAAAAUUAGCAUUCAAGUCAAUAGAGAAGGCGCAAUUAGAGAUUUCUACCAAAAACUGCUGCGAAUUUUGAAUGCUGUGUGGGUGGAUUGUAAAGGUGAAUGUUCAUCGUUGUAAAUCACGUUGAUUCAAGAGAGCACAUGCUUGCACAAUAAAUGAAAUUGAAUGACUGUUGCAAGGAGAUUUCAAAUUUGCUCGAAAUAGAAAAAAUAGCCACUUAUUUGUAAAAAAUGACCGGAAAACUUAUAUUAUUUUUAAUUUAAUUUUUUAGUUAAUAGUUAUUUAAUCACAAAAGUAUUUUUAACCAACUACCAAGUUUUUUCCACUAAAAUUAAAUAUCUUAUGUAAGAAGUACAUUCUAAAUUUAUUUUUCUUCCAACAAUUUUAAUUUGUUUUUGUUUUUAAAUUUUUUGUGUGACUGUUCUAGAAUUGUUAAGUGUAACUGCAAUCAGUACUAGAUAAUACAAGAAACCAAUACAAAGUUUCAGUUGCUCAUGUUUUGGCAAAGUUCUGGCAGUACUUUCAAAUCACAAGUUAUUUUUAAGAAAGCAUUUACUUUGAAGAUUCUGAACUUGAACAUUAGUAAAGAGGGGCUCUUGGGUUGGAUUUGGUUUUGUCAUCAUUGGAUGUAUUUGGAUGAUUCGGGUUCUGAACGGUCAGUUAUGUCCGCUACAAGUGCUGAUGUUGUUUUCUACACAUAUUCAUUUUGUGUUCAGCAGAAUAUUAUCAAGCAAUAUCGAGCUUUAUUAAAUUCGGCCUGGUGCCGGGUGUUGGUGUGUU
This is a messenger RNA of Asterias rubens (European starfish), 6131 nucleotides long. RefSeq names its product polypeptide N-acetylgalactosaminyltransferase 10-like. The transcript has 12 exons. Gene Ontology annotation, cellular component: Golgi apparatus. The coding region runs from base 668 to 2599 and encodes 643 amino acids. NCBI's taxonomy places the organism in Eukaryota, Metazoa, Echinodermata, Asteroidea, Forcipulatida, Asteriidae. The record is from RefSeq and is a predicted model, not a curated record.